AUGUUUUCGACGAAAUCAAAGUCAGUGCCAUCACCAAAUAAAACAGAUCCGCUUUGUUAUAUAAUAUUCGAUGAAUAUUUGAAACCGAAGAAGUCAAAGUUUGGCGAAAAAUCAAAUGGACUUUUACCACUCAAAAGUUUAUGUGCAAAAGAAAUUAGUUUUAAGCAGCGAAUAAGUGAACGGUGGCGUCUACUUGCCAAGAAAACAACAACGAAACGAAUAGUGAAAGUAAAGCCAGUGAAUGGUGUUGAUGCCAGCGCACGGGAUACGCAUCGAAAUGCAGUAGUUUUGAAAACAAAUUUCGAUAUGUAUUGUGAAAUUGCAAGUUUGCACGGCUUUCGGAAUUUAUUGGGCGCCACAAAAUGGCAUCGAAUUUUUUGGUACUCUAUUUUGUGCAUUUUGUUCGCGCAUUCCAAUAUUUUGUUGUAUAGUUUGUGCAAUUUGUAUGCCGACAAUCCAACCGUCCUAUAUUUGGAGACCACAACAGGCACAAUAUUUAGUUCAUCCUUUCCAUCUGUUACCCUAUGCAAUUUGAAUCGCAUUUCGAAGAAGAAAGUCAAUGAGCUACUAAAGCGGGAUUUCAGUCCCCAAGCAGCCGAACAAAUUCGUUCGCAUUUAGACGCCACGCUCUACAGCAUACUGCCAGUAAAUACCACCUCGGUCGACUUUAGUUUGCUGAAAAUCAUUUUAGACAGCAAAAAUUACACGCAUACAGAUUUUUUAGAAAAAAUCACUCCCGAUUGCCGCAGUCAAUUAUUGCGUUGCAAAUUGCAUGGCCAGGUGCGCUUGUGCAGUGAUCUUUUUCAACGCGUCGAAACUCAACACGGCUUCUGUUGUCUAUUUGAUUAUCGCGCGAAUGUUGACACGAAUCAGCCAUCAGAGAUAUAUACCAAUCGUUUUGGCUACAAAUGGGGCUUAUCAGUGCUAAUCGAUCCGCAAGAGGAAGACUACUAUGCAUCAAGGCACAAAUUGGCCGGCUAUCAAAUAUUCGCGCGCAAACCAACCGAAUUUAUUACAAUGAAUACGCAAUAUGAAAUGGCUUUCCGACGCGAAGAGAUUUAUGUUCAUGUCACACCUUUGGAAACGCUUUAUAAGUCAUAUGUGAGGCGUGAGCUUGUGGAGAAGCGGCGUUGUUAUUUGCCCGGCGAAUAUAAAUUGACCAUCUUUGCUAACUAUACGCAUACGAAUUGCUUAACCGAGUGUCGCACUAGACUAAUGUUGGAGACUUGUGGUUGUGUGCCGCCAUUAUGGCCACGUGCAGAGAAUUGGACUGUAUGCACGUUCAUUGAGGCGAAUUGUGUGACUGCCAAUUAUGAUAUAUUCACUAGAACGUUGCUAAAUGGCAGAAGAGAUUACAAAACCAAUGCCCAGGCAGAAAAGUACAUUUGCGAUUGCUAUCCGGAAUGUCGUUUCCAUUUAUACAAAAUGAACUACGAUGUAACUCGUUUGGAUAGAAAUUAUUCGGUGAAUAAUCGGAAAUUUUUCCAAGACAUCGAACUGAAGGAUCAUUUAGUUGUGCAUGUCUUCUAUGCGGAUAUGUUUGACUUUAUCAUGCGACUGGAUGUCUACAACACUUGGUUAACAUAUUUUGGCAUGAUUGGCGGCAUAACCAGCAUACAUUUGGGCUACAGUUUCAUAUCUGGAUUUGAAAUAAUAUUUUUCAUCUUCGUACGACCCAUAAGAUAUUGGCUUACAAGGAAUGAGGAAGUGAAAAAUGUUUUAAAUGAAAAUAUCAGCAAGUAAUGAAGCACGACAGCA
Messenger RNA from Rhagoletis zephyria (snowberry fruit fly), 1758 nucleotides. RefSeq names its product pickpocket protein 11-like. Gene Ontology annotation, biological process: sodium ion transmembrane transport. The record is from RefSeq and is a predicted model, not a curated record. Gene Ontology annotation, molecular function: ligand-gated sodium channel activity. Lineage: Eukaryota; Metazoa; Arthropoda; Insecta; Diptera; Tephritidae. Gene Ontology annotation, cellular component: plasma membrane.